AUGGUUGAGGCCGUGGCUAACACCCAGAAGAAGCGGAAGCUGGGAUCGCUAGAUAGCUUUGUGACGAAGCAUCCACUGGGAGUGCUGCCAAAGGGAAAUGCGCUUAUGCUAAUGGGCGGUAAUGACACUGCCCUGCGUUUACAGACACUGGGUCCGUAUUUUGGCAGUCUACCAGAAGAGAUUCUUAUGGCGAUUCUCCAGGAGAUUGAAUCACCUCUCGAUCUGCUUCACACGGGAUAUGCUUGUAAAGCGUUGUAUGCAUAUAGUUCGUUUGACGAGCUGUGGAAGUUGAUGAUGUAUAAUCAGAAACAUGUACCCGAGGCAUGGUAUGGAAGCUGGCGACGGUCAUUCUGGGGACUGGGCGCUGUUUCAGAUGGACAAAAAGAUGUUGACAGUUCACGGAUAGUCGACUGUAGUGGAGUUGUGUAUUCAGAUUUUCUUUUUAGACCGUUUCAAUGUUCACAGAUUGACUAUACCAAACUCAUUGGAUCAGAAGAGCAUAUCAGUAAACGUCAGAAUAUCCACUGUUUUGAGAGUGAGUCGGAGAUUUCAUGUGAACAGUUCGACUCAGAAUGGCAUAAUAAACCGUUUAUGGUCCAACUGAAAGAGCGCAUUGCCGACUGGACCAUGGACCAGCUGUUAGAAGUGUUUGGCGACACUAUCUUUUACCAGGAGUAUAUGAGCUGGAAGCUGAAAGUGUAUGCCCAGUACAUGGAAAGCAACCAGGACGAGUCGCCAUUAUAUUUAUUCGAUUGUAAAUCAAGUGCAUUGAAAAGUUUGAAGUAUCAGGUUCCACUGGCAGAUAUCUUCGACAACGAGAGAGACUGGUUCAACCUGUUUGGCAACCAGCGUCCAGAUUACAGAUGGCUGAUUAUUGGCUGUGGCCGUAGCGGAUCCGGGUUCCAUAAAGAUCCCAACGGAACCAGUGCAUGGAACUCGAUAGUCAGUGGAGGCAGUAAAUACUGGAUCAUGUUCCCACCAGACUCUCCACCCCCAGGCGUGACGGUUGACGGAGAACUCGAAAGCGAGGUCACUGCUCCCGUAUCAGUCGCUGAAUGGUUUCUCGGCGGAUUUUAUGAGCAAGCGAGAAGACAGCCUGGGUUUCACGAAGGAAUCUGCCAUGUCGGCCAGGCCAUGUACGUUCCAGCCGGCUGGUGGCAUCUGGUGGUGAACCUCGACACCAGUAUCGCCAUGACGGGCAACUUCGUGCCCAAUCCCAAACUACCAUUCGUACUUGACUUCCUGAAGAACAAGUCCGACCAGAUCAGCGGGUUCAAAAACGAGCUAGACUGCAAAGAUGUCUUUGACAGACUCAAAACCCUCAUAGCCUCGAAGUCUCCCGAAACGCUUGCAACAGCACUCGAAGGGGUCCAAAAAAUCGAAAACGCCCGCAACAGUAAAGGAAAAUGGCACACGCUCAUCGACAGCGAAGAGAGCUCUUCUUUCUCCUUCAACUUCGACGAGUAA
Molecule: messenger RNA, 1467 nt
Organism: Sugiyamaella lignohabitans
Lineage: Eukaryota; Fungi; Ascomycota; Dipodascomycetes; Dipodascales; Trichomonascaceae
Exons: 1
Coding region: 1-1467 (488 amino acids)
Cellular component (GO): nucleus
Molecular function (GO): cis-regulatory region sequence-specific DNA binding; protein binding
Source: RefSeq, a predicted model, not a curated record